CUUUUGUCAUUAUUUGAUAAAAUUUCUUUAAUUUUGUAUUUAAUGCUAAGUUCCAACUACCGCCAUAACCUUGGUAUUUUACCAUCAGGAUAAGUUCUGCUGUAUUACAGUGUUAAAAAUCACGUGUUGUCUGUGCCAAUCAUUUUGACCUAAACAAAAAAAAAACUUUAACAUCAAUAUUUACUUUACAGGCAACUUUACUUUUUAACCAGCAUUAGUUCCUCAUAUUUCAGCUGAAUUUCAAUUUGGUAUUGCUCAUUGUCGUAAUUGAUAUACUACAAAAGGAGUAUGAUGAGAUGCAUGUUGUAUUCUAUUAUGAAGUAUGUAAUGAGAAGUGUUUAAAUGAACUCUUAAAUGAACUCUUGAAUGCUGGAAAUAUAUAUUUUAUUUACGAUUGCUUGAGUCAGUACUUUCAUUCAUCUCAUUUAUUUCUGAGCUUCCAAUAAACAUUUCAAUAAGAAUUGCACAUGGUAUUUAAAGAACUUUCAGGCAAUAUUUUAUUAAAGGAAAUUUGAACAGGGUAUUUUACAUUUUUUGUAUUUGUUUUCUUCCAUUUACAUGACAUCAACCUAUCUUUGUGUAUUUACACUGCCUUGCAGAUAGCAGUAUGUAUUCAUGUACGCUGGCAUUUUUUUUACGUAAUGUUGUGAAUCUAGCAACUAUAUUAGUUCGAAUAAACGCCUUCUCAUGCAAAUUAGAAGGAUUACAGUUAUGGAUGAAUUUAUAUACAUCUAUUUAUUAAAAUUCUAAAACUAUAUAUAUCAAACUGGCUGAAAAAUUUAUCUACUGUCGAAAGGAUCAGAAAGGGCGUUUAUUCUGCUGUCUGCAAGUCAGGUAAGAAUUGUAAUAAUCUAGAUAUCCCAAAUCACAGGGACAGAUUUUACAUUAAAAAUAAUAAAAUUCUGUCAUGAGAUCACUUUAUGCUUUUUUCAAAAUAUACACUCUAAUAUGAUUUUUGAGAAGAAAUUGCUACAGUCUGAAGAAGGAACAAAGAACGAGCGAUUUUCCUGCUCAGAAUCUUUAAAAAGAAAAUGGUCUUGCGUUUAUUCGAACAAAUAUGAAUUGUUUUUCGGUGAUGGGAGAGAAUAUUUGGAAAACAGAGAAAACCUGCGGGAUGCAUUUUCUGAUGCUGAAGAUUAUUUAGAUCAGGGACUGGUUUCUGCUGAUCGUUGUGCAAGCAGAACAUCUUCUAUAAGUUCCUGGUCUGAGAAUUUCAGACCAUCUUUCACUGAAAAGCUAAAAUUCAAAUCUGUAAUGGAAGGAGAGCAAGCUAUUUUUAAAUGCAAACUGGUUGCCAGUCCAGCACCAAAGAUUGCAUGGUUUCAUAACAACAGACCUAUAUGCAAAGAUUCAAGAAAGAUUAUUAAAAUAGAAAACAUAAUGCACGUUCACAACUCAAGUUUGGAAAUCAAUAAUGUAGAAGAAAAAGAUUCAGGGAGUUAUAAAAUAUUUGCAAUAAACUCUGAGGGCUCAGCAGAAGCAACUGCAUCUUUACUUGUUGCGCUUAAAGAAGAGCAAAAUGCAAACUAUCUGAGUUUUGUGAAAAGAUCAGAAAUGGUUCACAAAAGUAUAGACUCUUUAGUUAAAAAACGGGAUGCAAGACUUAGAGUUGAUCUCAGACAUGUUGGAUCUCCCUUUGAUAAGAAAUAUCAGGUUCAAGGAGCUUUGCACAAACAUUCAAAUUCUAAAAUCAGACUGAUGCGUACAAUGUAUUUUGAAAGGACACCAACAAAACAUCAUCUGUUUAAUGAUGAUCCUGCAGAAAUACAGACACCUAGGUUAUAUGAGAGGAUUCUGGAUAAGGAUAGCUUGAUUGAUGAAGACAUUAAAAUUAAACUACAGCUUUUACGUGAAGCUAAAAGGAAAAAAAGAUUUUCUCUUGCAUUCUCUGAAGCUUCAUUUGACCUAGGCACUGCAUCAAUUGAAGACAAUCUAAAGUACAAUUAUGCUUAUUUAAACAGAGAGCGCAGCAGAAGUGUGGGAGACCUUGAUCGCAUGGAUUUUGAAAGUAGUAAGUCUUAUUUUGUGCAAGAACAGGAAUUAUCUCCUGGUGAAUGUUUCCAGAGAGAGUCUCCUGAAUUUCACUGUCGAAUUGAACGGAUAUUAGGACUUCCUUCACAGGAAUUAGAACUACAAAGAGCUCCAAAAGAAAAUAUUAUUGAAGCAUCUUCCAGAACAAAAGCCAUAAAGUCAUUAAAAGAGCAAUCUCUGAAAGGUAAUUUAAUUCAAGAAACAGAACAGGCACAGGAAAAUCAAUACUGGCUGGAAGAACAGGAAACUGAUGAAUGUUAUUUUCAGAAAGAAUAUAUGAGAAAAGAAUCAGGGAGUGAACUUCAUGAAGAACCACAGGCACUUUCUGACCAGUGGCUUGGAGGCUUUAUUAGUAUGCAAAGGGAUUUGCUAGCAAAGAAGCCUGGAGAGUUGUUUGAACCUUCCACACCAGCAGUCAAAGAAACAAUGAUAAUUAAAGAAGCAGUGGAGUCUGAAGACAGAGUUAAGUGUGCAGAAAUUUUAUUGAAGGAAAACGAAUUCCCUUUGUUUGCCAGAACACUGAUAAAGCAAACUCCUGUGGACGUAAAAGAAUGUCCAAAUAAACCUGAGUUUAAGGAAGACCAUGAGAUACUUUCUGAUCAGUGGUCUGAAAGUUUGAUAAGUAUGCAGAGCUCAUUAGCAAAGAAAACUGAAAAUAGCCAGUCAGUGUUUGAGCAUUCCAAAGCAACAGAAAUAAAUGGAUCCAAAUUUGGUGAAAAAGAUGACAUGGUGAGAGAAUGUACACAAAAACUGAUACCUUCACCUUUAACAGAGAAAGCCUCCACCCUUUUCAGAAUGUCAUUGAAUGAUAACACAGUAGAACCAAGCAAUACUUCACAUAGAGGUGAAGUCGAAGGAGACCCUAUUGCACCUCUUGACCAAUGGCCUGGGAAUGUCUUUGCAAAAGAGGCGCCUAGAUUUGACCACAUAAUCAUUGAUCAAACAAAAUCAGCAUCCAAGGAAAAUGAGAUUAGCAUCUCCAAAAUCAAUCAAAAAGCAGCACAAUCUGAAAAUGAAGUUACAGAUUAUACUCAGAUGCUAAUAUCCUCUAUUUUACCAGAGAAAAAAGAAACCUCAAGUUUUGUCAGCUCUUUGAAGAAAGAAAUACCAAAAGAAGUAAAACAUGUUCCAUAUAAGUUUGAUAAGAUAGACUAUGCGACACCUCUGGAACAAGGGCCUGAAAGAUUCAUUAGCGUACCGAGAGAUUUAUCAAAUCAAAAACCUAUAGAUGGUUAUAAAAUAUCUGACCGAUUUGCAUCAGCAGUCAGGCAGGCAGAGGUGAUUAGUAUGUCCAAAAUCAGGCAAAAAACCCGACAAGAUGCAGCACAGUUUAUAGAUUCCAACCAUGUUGUGAGACAUGCUCCCUUGACAGCAAAAACAAAAGAAACAUCAACUUUUGCUGGAACAGUGAUAAAACAAACUCCUAUGGAAAUAAAAGAAUUUCUAUAUGAAUUUGAUGUUCAAGAAGAAUGUGAGUCAACUUCUGAUAAAAGUCUUGGAAGUUUUAUUCAUGUGGAGAAAGAGUUUCCAGCAGCAAAAUCUGAAGAUAGGCAUGGAAUCCAAAUGCCUGACCAAUCUAGGUCAGCAGUAAAAGAGGCGAUUAGUUUAUCUAAACUCAACCAAAAACAACAGUAUAAAGGCAAGGUUAAAGACCACACUUCAAUACUGAGACCUUGUAUAUCAGGAAAAAAAGAAACCUCAGCAUUUGUCAGUUCAUCAAUGAAUGAAACAGCAACAGAAAUAAGAGAACCCUCAUAUAAAUCUGAGGUUAAGGAUAGCCACAAGAAACCUCCAGAUCAACUUGUUGGAGGUUUUGUUAGCAUGAGGAGGGACUAUAUAACUGAAAAACCUGAAGAUGCCCAUGGAACAACCAGUAGGCCCAUACCAGUAUUCAAACAAAUAGAGAUAACUAGCAUAACUAAAAUCAGUCAUAAAGAGCCACAACCUGAAGAUAUGGUUACAAGUGCCACUCAAAUAAUACAACCUUUUUUGCCAGAUAGCAAACUUGAUUCAAGCUUUCUCAGUUCAUUGAAAAAAGAAACAGCAAUAGAUGCAAAAGUGCCUGCAUAUGAAAUUGAACUUAUGGAAGACCAUGAAACAACUGAUGACCAACAGCCUGGUUUUCCAACAGAUAAACCUGAAGAGGGUCAUGAAAUGUAUGACCAAUCCAAAUUUACAGUAAAACAGACUGAGAUGAUUAGUGUAGCUAAAAUCAAACAAAAAGAACCACACUAUGAAGCAAAGGUUGUGAAUUCCACCUGGAUAGUGAAGCCUUCUCCUUUACCAGAGGAAAUAGAAACUUCAACUUAUUUAAGUUCAUUGAAAAGGCCAUCUCCAAUAGACAAAAUAGAAUCUCUUGGCAAAGCAGAAUUUAAGGAGGACAAUGAGACAGUUCUUGAAAGUUUUAUCAGUAUGCACAAAGACUCCCUGACAGAGAACCUGGAAGGUGGCCAUGGAACAUCUGAUCCAUCAGCAGAUAGAGAGACAUCAAUGAUUUGCAUAUCUGAAAUUAGUCAGAAAGAAUCGCAACAAAAAUGGCAAAUUAACUGUUCCACCCAAACAAUGACAUCUUCUCCUUUAACAGAAGAAAAGAAAACUUCAACUUUCUUCAGUUCGCUAAUGGAAGAGACACCAACAGAAAUACAGGGAUAUCAAUAUAAAUUUUUGGCUGGCAAAAGAUCCUUAAAACAAGAGACUCCUACAAUUAAACAUUGCCCACCUGAAUUUUUCCAGCAUGUUGCAUCUCCUAAAAUUAAGCAAGGAGACUUGUGUGUGCUUGAGUGCCAAUUUCAUGGGCACCCACAACCUACUGUAACUUGGUAUAAGGAUGAACACCCAAUUCCACGAAGUAGGGACUGUAAUAUUUACUCCAUAGAAAACAAAUCUACAUUGAGUAUUGGGUGCACUUGCAAAGAACAUGAAGGAGUAUACACAUGUGUAAUAUUCAACCAAUAUGGAACUGCAAGUACAUCUGGCAUACUUAGAAUACAAGAACCAGAGCUGUUUGAAGAAUCUUUGAAAAGGUUUAAUAUACAUGUGACUGAAGCACCAGAGAACUAUACUGAAGAGGAUGAUGUUGACCAGCUGGUUGAAAAUGAAAUUGAGUCUUAUUUUCCACUUUAUACUGCAACAAAGUCCACCUUGCAAUUACCAAAAGUUGCAGCACCCCAACCUUGUCCUAUAAAUUUAUCUUUGCUUUCUUCUGUUGAAAUUAAAAUAACUGCUCCAACUCCAACUCCAGAGCAAGAUGAGGAAUGGAAAGAGUUACUUCAAGAAGAUGAAUUUGAUUCCAAGCAGUCAUCUCAAGAACCGUCUUCUCAGACUGCAAAACAUAAAUUUACGUUCUCUUUUGAUGUAAUUUCUGAACCUCCACAGGUUGUAAAAGAAUUAGAUAAGAUUUGUUGUGCAGAAGGAGCAUCGGUGAUGUUUGAAUGUCUAAUUUCUGGAGAGCCAACACCUGUUGUUACAUGGAUCCAAAAUGACAGAGUUUUAACUUAUGAUAAUAGCAAGCACCGAUUUGAAGAGAGUGGAGGAAUGUAUAGAUUAUAUAUUGAUGGUGUUGCAGCAUCUGAUUUAGGGAACUAUAAAUGUGUGGCUAAAAAUAAAGCUGGAGAAGUACAGAGCGUAUCUAGUCUUACAAUAGAGCCAGCAGUGCAUAGUUUCAUUUGCCAUCUGAAGGAUAUUGAGCCAUUUGAUGAGGAAGCAGAGUCAUCUGUUAGCCGUUUUCUACUUAAUCUAAGUAAAAUGGGACAGGAAGAAGAUAUUGAGCAACAAGAACAAUUAUCGGUACAUGAAGGACAUGUGGAAACUUCUACGUUAUUUGGCAUAAAAGAACAACUAUCUGGAGACUCCAUGACUUGCACUGCUGAUGAAUUUUCAAGUAAAGUUUCAUCUUUAAAGGAAGAGAGUAGUGAAGCAAUAAUAGGCUCACUAACUUCCUUUUCUGAUGAAUUUUCAUCUUUGAGGGAGGAAAGCAAUAAAAUAGUCACGGAUUCAGCAACAUCCUUUGCUGAUGACUGUUCAAGUAAAUCUUCUUCUUUGAUGGAGGUUAGUAAGAAAGUUGUCACAGACUUAGAGUUGACAGGUCAAAAAAUGCCAGUUAUAGCAGCGGAAGAAACAUAUUCUGUUAGCCAGUAUCUACGCUCUCUUGACAAAAACCAGACGUUAUUUGAAGCUUGGAAGAUGGAAGAAGAAACAGAACCAAAAGGGGAUAAAUGUGCCUCUGUAACUGAAAUGUAUGAGAAUAGUAUAUUUCCAGAAAGUGCAAUUAAGCAAGUUGCUAAAAGUAAUAGAGCAGAAACAGAAGGAAAUAUGUCAGAGAUGGAGUUAAGUGAUAACUCAAUAUCUCCUAAACCCAUUUAUGACAAUGUAGAUCUGGCAGAAACAAUUUCUAAGAAAGAUGAGGGAGAUGAAAAUGUUUCCAUAGCACAGUAUCUCCCUACUGCAAGACAGGAAGAAGCACCAAUUCAUGAGGCAAAUAAUGAGGUGUUUGGGUAUGAUGAGUCUGGAAUAACUUCCAUGGAGGUUGAGGAAGUAACGUUUGCUGCUGUUUAUGACUACUAUAAUCAAAAUGAAGAGUGGGCACGCUCUCUUUCCCCUGAAUCCGAAAUGUCAAUUGAGAUUAGCAGUACAAUUAGUGAUGAUGUAGCAGAGAAUGAAAGAUUUUAUACACCACCCUUGGCUUCUGAAAAUUUCAAAUCUGCUGUGUCUGUAGAGUCAUUCCAUACCCCACCUCAAUCUCCUGGCUAUGUGACUCCUCCAGAAAGAUUGUCUUCACCUAAUGCUGUGGGUAGUUCUCCUUUUGGCGCUUUACUGGAGAGGUUUUAUACACCACCAGAAUAUUUCCGAACUCCAAUAGAUGAGGGUAUUGAAACAACACCUCUCGAGUAUGUAAGCCUAGCUACAGAAGAACCAAGAUCAGAGUCCUUUUCAACUCCUCCACAGGAAGCUGAAGCAAAAGGAAAUGAAAUGCCACCUGCGUUUAUCAAACCUCUUGUCAGAAAAAGAAUCUAUGAAGGAGGCACACUUACAUUUAUCACUGAAGUAAUUGGUUGCCCAAUUCCAGAUGUUAAGUGGUAUAGGAGAAAAUCGUUAUUAGAACCAAACCAUAGAACUAGACUUGAAAGAGAAGGAAAUUUGUGUAUAUUAGUAAUUCAUAGCGUUCAGAGAGAGGAUGAAGGAGAAUACAUUUGCAAUGCUGUAAACAUCGUAGGUGAAGCCAAGAGUAUUAGUCAGGUAGAUGUUUUACCACAAGAUGGAAGGUCAAUUGCAUUGCCACCCCCUGUGACUCAUCAACAUGUUAUAGAGUUCGAUGUGCAGCAAGGCCAAACAUCAAGAUCUCCAUCACCUCAAGAAAUUCUUCUGGAAGUUGAACUUGAUGAAUGUGAAGUGAAAGAAUUUGAAAAACAGAUAAAGAUUGUUACAAUUCCUGAAUUCACUCCUGACAAUAAAAACAUGAUUAUCUCCCUGGAUGUCCUUCCUAUGAUGAUUGCUGAUGAACAUAAUCUUGACUUUAUAACAAAAGAAAAUGAAGAUGUGAAAAUUUAUUUUGAAGCCACUGAAAUGCCCCCACGAUUUAAUAGUCAUAUUUUUGACCUUGAGAUUCCAGAAAAUACUGAUGCAGUCUUUGAAUGCUCAGUGACAGGUAUUCCUACCCCUGAAAUAAUGUGGUUCAAAGAUGAUUCACUCAUAGCUGUGGAUGGCAAGAAAUACAUUAGAACAGAUAAUUCUAAUCAUAGCCUUAAAAUAGCCAAUGUUUGUCCUUCUGACAAAGGCAUAUACAGUUGCAAAUCAGUGAAUAGCGUUGGAGAAACAACAUGUAGAGGUUAUCUUGCAGUGACAAAUUCAAAUAUGGAACUUAAAAAAGCAGGUGGUAGAGCUGUAGCUGUUGUACAAUUGGGUAGUGCUCAAAAAUGUCCCCAGGAAUUGGAUGUUGAUGUUGGUCAUUCUUUAUUGCAUAGCAACCAGAGUUCAGAAAUUGAGGUUGAGUUUGAAUUUGAGCAAGGUACUGAUGAUUCUCAGAAAUUAGUGAAACUCAUAGCAGUAACAGAGAAUGGAAAUGAAGAAAAGGGAGAGAAAUGUGUGAACAUUAGUUUUGAUGUAUUUGGUGAGCCUGCCAAGGAGGAGACUGUUCAGUUUAAAGCAGAGGCUUCUGAAAACUGUUCAUUUGAAUUUCAAGUGACAGAAACUCCACCAAAAUUUGUAAUAUCCCUCCUUGAUUGUACCGCAACUAUAGGGAGCUUAGCAUCUUUUCGAUGCUUAGUGACUGGUACUCCAAAACCUAGUGUAAUGUGGUAUAUGAAUGACAGAAUACUUGAAGGUGCCAACUACACCAUUGAGGAAAAAGAUUCCGGGCACCAUUAUUUGAACAUUGUAAAUGUUACAGAAAGUGAUGCUGGAGUAUAUAAGUCCAAAGCUGUUAACAAAGCUGGGAAUGCAGUCUCAGAAGCUGUUUUAAAAGUACUUCAUUUGUAGAAGAGUACUUUUCUUCUGAAUGUCCUGUGACAUACUUCGAAUAAUAAGGAAUUUGAUUUUUUUUAGAUUUAUGGCACAUUUACGAAUUUGCUAAAUUCAAACAUGAAAAUAUAAUUGGUCUUACUGCGGAAAACAAUUAUAUCUUCUUAUUUGAUGUUGCUGCAAAGAUGGUUCAUUUUUAGAGGAUAUGUGUUGAUAUAUAAUAGUUGUACCUUGCAGUGGUGUACCAGCAGUGGAGCUUUAAUUUGUGAUGUUCAAACUAUUAGCUGAAAAGUAACUAUUGCAAAAAUACUAAUUGUUUUGGACUAGGAAUAUAAAAAAGCCUGGCUAAGUUUAAGAAUAGUGUGCUGAAAAAUAUAGCUAACUCUAGGUAUUCUAGAUCAAGCAGGCUAACUGUUAAUGGCUUGAUUGGCAUCUUUAAACAUAAAGGACAUAGUGUGUAUACAUAUUGCACUGAAGACCUGUUCUUUUGAAUUGGCACUGCAACAUUUAAGUAAACUUAACCAAAACCCUCAUCUUACAUGUACUUAAUUUUUGCAAAUUAUUUGUAGUAUGGUAUCCUUUGGUUAUGACUUUCCCUGAUUAAACGGGUGACCCACUUUCAAAGACACUGUCCAAACUCCUCUGAAAAUGCUGUAGUGAUGCAGGAAAAUUCUGUCAUUCUGAAUUCUUUUUCUUUGGCCCAAUACCUUGCUUCUGCAUGAAGUUGCCUGACAACUGAAUUGUGUUCCACAGUUCUCUUCAUGCAGAGGCCCAGGCACUAAAUUUAUCAGAGGUUUGCAUUCAAACAGAGAUCCUUCAGUGAUGGGUACAGCCAUUAAUGUGGUUCCUGGAGAUAUUUAUUUCAAAAUGCAUGCUGCUUUCCACUGAAAGAUUAGUUAAGACAUUUAAACCUUAUUAAGAAAGCAUUUAUCCUACUUGAUAUACAGUAGCUGAAUAUUUUUGUUAACAUUAAAUAUAACUGAAGAUGUGAAUUAACAUACAAAGAACGAUUUAUGGUUAACUUUUUGAAGACUAUAAUUUUCCACAACAAAAAAGCAUUUCUUAGUUCAUGUUUGGCUGGAAAAUGUAACUGAGGAGAAAUACAUGGGGCAGCAAUUUCCGGUUGGCGAGCAGUGGCAGGGCCUGCUUGCCGAUGCGUAAAAUGACACUUGAUGACUUUGGGCGUGCAUCCCGAUGGCACCCCGCAUCAUUUAGAUUCUCAGUUCUGCAGGCACGCAGCCGGGUCAGUGGCCACUUAAUGCCUUUAGAAAAGUAAUUUACCUACUUAAUGGGCCUGCCCAUCCAACCUUGGUGGACAGAUGAAGAGCCCAGAUGGCCUUCUGAAAAAGCAUGAAACCUCAUCCAAGGUGGGGGAUGAGGUUUCAUGAGGGAUUUAAAA
This is a messenger RNA of Carcharodon carcharias (great white shark), 9886 nucleotides long. RefSeq names its product titin-like. The transcript is spliced from 3 exons. Bases 949 to 8505 code for a protein of 2518 amino acids. The record is from RefSeq and is a predicted model, not a curated record. NCBI's taxonomy places the organism in Eukaryota, Metazoa, Chordata, Chondrichthyes, Lamniformes, Lamnidae.